AUGAACUGCGUUGGACACGAGAACAUGCCCCACUUCAUGAGAUUCCUCACCUGGGUCCUCGUAGCUGUCUCUUACACCUCUUCAUUCUUGGUGAGAAAAUUAUCCUCCUACUACAAAAACAGAAACCUGCCGGCUUAUUUGGUCAGCAAAAAGGAGCUUGCUCUCGUGAUUGUGUGUACACUACUGUGUGUGUUUGUCUUGUUCACAAUUGGAAUUCUCUUCUUGCGUACUCUUUUCAAUCUUGCCAGCAACGAAACCACAAUAGAAAGCUGGGAACGCGAAAGAGUGCACUCGCACUUCUACACGGAAAAGUUCUGGACCAAGGUGAGAGCAAACUAUCAGAGAAUUCACAGUAAGCCACUUCCAGAACUGACGUCUUGGAAAACCAAUUACAGAGAACUGAAACGCGACUCGCAGAUUCCUCCAAACUUCUCAUUCGAUGACCUAGUUUUCCCCUACGACACAGGCUCCGCGUUCCGGAAUCUGUGCAUGGCUCUUGGACCAGUGCAUCUCUGGCUUUGGCCAUGGGGGAGACCCAAAGAAAACGGAAUUGAUUUUGAAAAGGUCAAUGAAGACGAAGACCAGCUUAAUCUGCCUUGGCCUCCAGAUGGCUCCAAUUACGACAUCGACUCUUCUGACGAAAUAACCGUCUCUUCAUGGACUAACGAUCUCGGCGAGACUCUCGAUGACUUUGGUGUGGACCUGGCCACAGAACCUUAUGAAGCACCAAAAGAUAUCUGA
Messenger RNA from Ogataea haglerorum, 741 nucleotides. RefSeq lists its product as uncharacterized. The coding region runs from base 1 to 741 and encodes 246 amino acids. The transcript has a single exon. The record is from RefSeq and is a predicted model, not a curated record. Gene Ontology annotation, molecular function: palmitoyltransferase activity. Lineage: Eukaryota; Fungi; Ascomycota; Pichiomycetes; Pichiales; Pichiaceae.